AUGGAAUAUAUUGAUAGUAUGAAAAGCGGUGAUGAUGAGUCAGAUAGUUAUAUACAAAAUUCAGAAAAAACAUAUCCAUUAGAAUCAGAUUUAAAAAAGUUGGACAUAAAGAUAUAUAAUAAAUCGCAAUUUGAAAAUCUUAGAAUAAUCGGAGGAGAAAACCUUGCUGUGGUGCAUGAGGCUACAUUUCAAGGAGUAAAAUACGCGUUAAAGCCACUAAGUCCUAAUUCACAAAUGAAUUACAAAUCAUUUAAAAAAAUAAAACAUGAACUUAAACUUUUUUACGAGAUUAAUGCUCCCAACAUUGCUAAAUUUUAUGGAAUUUUGAGGGAUCCGCAAGUUGGCAUUAUAUUAGUAUUACAAUAUGCUAAUAAUGGCAGCUUACGUAAAUUCUUGCAAAAUAAAUUGCACGAAAAUGCAUAUAAAAUUUUGUGGUCUGAGGUUAUUCGAAUAGCGAAAGGAAUUGUUACUGGAUUAACUUUCUUACACGCAAAAGAAAUUAUUCAUGGAGAUUUAAAUUCUAAAAAUAUUUUGAUAAACAAUGGUGAAGCUCUUAUUGCUGAUUUUGGAUUAUCAAAAUAUCCACAGGACGAUGAAAAGUCUGCCAUAUACGAUAAAAAAUCAGACAUUAAUCACCUUGGAAUGUUAUUAUGGGAACUCACGAGCGGAAUUCCUCUGGACGAUAAAUCAAUUAAAAUGAAACUUAUUACUAAUACGCCAUCAGAUUAUGCAGAUAUUUACAAUAAAUGUUGCGCUUUUGAUCAAAACCAACGCCCAACACUUGAUAAAAUUGAUUCUGAUCUGAACUUGUUAUCAACAAACGUGACAAUAGAAUUUAUUACAAAUAAUAUUACACAAAAUACACUAUCUGAUAACAAUAUUAAUUCAUCUAAAAAUUCAAACAUGGAUAAUCAUUUGAGAGACUAUAAACGUGCUUUAUUUAUAAUAACAAAAAACCAAAUUACGGAUAAUCAAGAUAUACCCAUUACCAUCAGAAAUAACAAUAGUUCAAGCAGAAGCGUUGUUACUCCGACGGCUAUAGGAAAUAUCAAGAAUAAUAAUAAUUCAAGUAGAAGCAUUGUUACUUCGGCAAUAUCAGGGACCGAUUUGAUUGACAAAAAACUACAAACAGAUAACGCUUUCGUUGAACUUCUUGAAAAAACUUUAAGCCAAAACAACAUUGAUCUAUAUGAUUGCAAUAAAUUCUCUGAUUUUACGGAAAUUAAUAAUAAUCCAGAUAGCCAGACGAUGAAGGUUUAUUGGAAAAGCCGUGAUUUGACAGUUAUUUUAAAAAGUCUAACAAUUAAAGAUAAAAAUGAUAGUGGGAAAUUUCUGAAAGAGGUUUGUAAUUUACAUUAA
This is a messenger RNA of Dentiscutata erythropus, 1359 nucleotides long. The record is from the annotation of a GenBank genome assembly. Lineage: Eukaryota; Fungi; Glomeromycota; Glomeromycetes; Diversisporales; Gigasporaceae.